AUGGAUUCUCCUUUGAACAUAGAAUUAAACAGAAUAAUGCAAAUUGUAUUAGAAACAAUUAGAAUCAAUCGAUCAACAACAGUAGACGUAUUAUUAGAUGCUUUAAAAUUAAAUUACCCAAACGUUAACACCAUUCACUUGCAAUACAAACUCAAUAAAGUAAUUCGUGAACUGAAAAAUGAAAACGUAAUUCAUGAAAUCAAAAAGCAUAAAAUAGACUUUGGUCAAAAUGUUCAUUGUUGGACUCAAAAUAUGUUUUUGAUUGAUUUGAAUAUAAUUCAGUGCCUGAAAGUACUUGAUAAACUUUUAAGUGAAAUAAUUAAGAUCUCAAAUAAGCAAUCUGGCUCAGUGGGGGGGGGGUCAAAAAAACAAAAAAGUUCUAUUAACAAUAUUACUGAAGAUGAGUCUGGACACAAUGAACCGAAGUGCUCCAGUUUGAUAGUUUCUAAUCCUAUAACCAGAAAUAUUCAUAAUAUUGCCAUUGAAAGCAAUCAAGAAUUGAUGUCUAGUGAUAAUGAUGAUUAUGAAAAUAACAAUUUAAGUAGUGAUGAUUUAAGUGAAGAAAGCAAUUGUGAAAAUGAUAUAGAGGUAAUUAACAAUUAUAAUGAACAUGAAGUAGCUGCAAAAUAUUUAACAAAACCAGAUAGUUUUUGA
Messenger RNA from Rhopalosiphum maidis (corn leaf aphid), 654 nucleotides. RefSeq lists its product as uncharacterized. The transcript is spliced from 5 exons. The coding region runs from base 1 to 654 and encodes 217 amino acids. NCBI's taxonomy places the organism in Eukaryota, Metazoa, Arthropoda, Insecta, Hemiptera, Aphididae. The record is from RefSeq and is a predicted model, not a curated record.